Messenger RNA from Pyrenophora tritici-repentis Pt-1C-BFP, 1479 nucleotides. RefSeq lists its product as uncharacterized. The record is from RefSeq and is a predicted model, not a curated record. NCBI's taxonomy places the organism in Eukaryota, Fungi, Ascomycota, Dothideomycetes, Pleosporales, Pleosporaceae.
AUGACAUCUACCCGCAAGUGUAACCUCGACAACAACGACCGGAUGGCCAGCGAUAAUGAUUCUAUCAAAUGUAAAACAUGCGCCAGAGUUCUCGCAACAAUCGCGCCUACUGGCCUGGCUGCAACAGCCUCACCGGGAACGAGCGAAGGUUGCGACACAUGUCAGCAGUUUAGCACGCUUUAUGAUGCUGUGCAGACUGCGGACAUGGACUGGACGACAUAUCAAAACAAGCGCGAUUCCAUCACAAAGUCAUUUGCUCGGGAGAACUACAAGAGAGCGCACAUGGAAUUUCACAAUUGGCUCAUGACUGUCGAGGUGCCUACAGUAUCCAAGAGACGAGAUCACGAGACUUACACGGAUGAGGACGAGGUCGAGCAGCAAGACCAGGGCACCAAGCGACGACAUUCGCAUUCACCGACCGUCCAGAAGUUCAGCGAUACCAUAGAGAUGCCCGAUAGACUUGCGCAACACCAUCACAAUAUAUCGCUUUCUCUCCGUCCAUCGCCGAAGAGAUCGCGGAGCAUGGUAUCUAUAUCAGGGCGCAAGCGACUCAAGUUCUCGGAGACAGUUGAAUUUCCUGCCAGCUACCGGAGUAGUGAAGAGUAUCAUCGGCCCAGUGAGACAUAUGUUCGAGGCAGAAAUGCGCCACCCGAGGGAUCAGAGUAUAUGGAUACGAGCGGUUCUGGCCAGACGUUUCUCAGGUUUACACAGAUGAAAAAGGUGGGCGCGAAAUGGGUUGAGUUGAGCGAGGAAGAGCUUGUAAAGAAGAAAGAGGGUGUGAAGGUUGCGGCAGAGAAGACGAAAGCGCAAGAGACGAAUGGUGAUAUGGAAGGCGACUUGGGAAGGGACCAACAGACGUUGGCAAAUGCUCGCACAACCAGAUCAGCACGAAGAGCCAAGGAGACAUUGGGCGCUGGACCGGCACAGAUAAACAUGACCGCAAUCACUCAGGUUCGAAGUAGGAAGCCACGGAAGCCCAACGAGACAUUGCUCGAUGGAACAUUGGACAGAGCCCAAGAUGCUCCUAGUGAUGUAGCUACUGCCUUACCCAUACCCAAUACCCACUUCAUCGCGCGCGAAAGUCCAGACGCACCGGAAGAUAUCGGAGCCGGAGUACAGCGCCUAGAACGACAAACCUACAACGAUUCAGAAAAGACAACCACCGAGACGAGGCACAAUGGUGGAGCGAGCGAUGCGGAUGUCCAAGAGCACCACAAGGGCACUUGUAAUACUAGCAUAGUAGCUUGUCAGGGAGAUGCGAUUCAUCACCGUACAGGAAAUAUCGUGAUUGAAAGCGAUAUGCUGCGGGCUGGGCCAAUGGGAAAUGCAUCUUCAUGCACAAGCUGGGAAGAUGCCUACAUGGCGUUUGCCACUACUAGUGAUCGCCCUGCAGCGGCGCAGAUGGUGGACGAACAAGCCGCCUCAAUCGUUCAUGACGACACAGCAACCAUGUCCAACACAGCCGACAAUCAGGACUAA